CGAAAUUUUCUUCGAUUAUUCAAUAAUGGAUAAAAAAUCUCUAUACUAUAAUUAUAGCUACGUUAGUAGCGGCAUUUGUCUGAAAUGAGGAAAGCAUGAUAUCUAAAUAUGAGUUCGCCGUCGGCUUUGGUGUGCCGCGAGAUUUUCGACGAAAACAGCCAACCGUCGGCCGAGGAAAUAUCCGAUUAUGCCUGCCAGUUGGGCAUUGAUCCGGAGAGCGAGAGCCACCUCUUGCCACUGGCUCGAGAUGGCCUCAUGCAAGCACUGCCCGCACCUUGGAAAGCAUAUUUCGACGAGAAACUGCAAACUCAUUAUUACUACAAUGAAGACACAAAGAAGACCCAGUGGGAGCAUCCGCUAGACCACGUGUACAGAGAACUAGUGAAGAAAGCGCGCGAUGCGUCUAUGCAGGAUGAUACAUGCGCCUCUGUGCAGGAACUUCUCACAUCCGAAGAAAACACCAAAAAUCUUGAACGCGUCGAAGCCAAAGUGGAAAGCGAAGAUGAAGAUCUUAGUACAGACAGCGAACAACAUCCAUCAGACACAAAGGACAACACAAAUCCGACCUUAUUACCGGGGAAUAGACGCUUAACUCCUCUGGGCAGACCACCGUUGGCACCGCUUUCCAGAUUAGAUAAGAAGCUCAGUGAUCUACGAGUAUCACCAUUAAGACGCAGUACUGAAAGUCCAAUACCCACUAAACCGGCAUUAGUGAGAAAUAUAUCUGAUAGAGAUAUCUUGAGCCGACCGACAUUCGAAAGGCCUAAGAUGUUGUUCAAGCAGCAAUCCGAAAUAAUUGAUCUGAGAAUGCAUGUACUUACCAGUCCAGAGGAAGAGAAUUUCAGUCCCUUAUUGGCUUCAGCGAAAAUCGAAAAGGGUUUGCCAUUAGCAGGUAAAGGCAGCAUGUUUCUCAAGAUAUCUCGCUCAAACCUGCCCAGUCCAGACACAGAUAAAUCUUGGCAAUUGGACUCGGUCACCAAAAGCGAUCCCCCAAAGGGAAUACUUAGAGAGAAAACCUCUGAUUCUGUACAAAGGAAAGCCGAAAGCGUAGUAUUUGGGAAGCCGAAACAAACACCCAGCUUUGAAGAGGAUAAGAAGAGUGUAAGAUUCAAGUUAGAAAACCUACCAGAACCUACAGUUAGUCCCGGCUCAAACAGUUCCUCGGAACAAAACGACGGACAGAGCUCGAUCAUCAGUGCCAUACCGACCAUGCCAUCACCUAUCAUACCCUCGUCACCUAUCAUGCCAUCAACCUUUACACCUAUCACGUCCAAUAUAACUUUAACACCUAUCACACAUCCCGUGCCAUCGAACACCUUGUCACCAUUAGUCUCGAGACCUCCUUUGCCACCGCGUUUGGAUAGUCCGAGGGAAUUGAAAAGUAUAUCCGGCUCCGAAAGAGAUUCUUUGGACAGCGAAAGCCUAAAUCGAGGUACAUCGCCACGACGUCGCCUUAUAAAACCACCACCUGCUGAAUAUAUAAAGCCUGAACUAUUUCAAAAGAACUUCCAAAAGAUAUCCGAUUUGGUCCGUCGCACAGACAUCGAUCCCCCUUCUGUUACUUUAGAAGAACCUAUUUCGGAAAAAGGGAGUAGACCAAGGUCACCAUUGAUACCACUCAAAAGCAAAAUAUCAAUCAACCUAAUGGAAAGCAUCGAAUCUGAAACAUCAAUUGAUUCCCCCGACCGAGAGUUCGCAAAUCUAGAUCUAAACGACUUGGACGAUUCUAAUAAACAAGAGGCAGCAGAUUUUAGGGAAAACGAAAGGGAAAAAAGUCCUAGAUUUGAGGAUUAUUCGGACAAAACACAUUCCAAAGCUAGCGAUUCCAUUCAAAGAUCUCGCGACAUUCCAAUACCUCAAAUCAGAGUUCCUAAGUUAGAUUUUACACCAAACAAAGCCAAAUUUACACAUUCCGACUCCGAAGACUCUAGGAAAUCUCUAAAAGACGAGGAACCCAAAAAUAGCGGUAGAUCAAACAGUAUAGAUAUACCUAAAGAUAUUAAAACACAACUUAAAUUAUCACCUACCCCGAGUUUAGGUUCUGAUAGAUCCCCUAGAUUAGAAUUCACUAAAAACUGGUCAAGUCCUUUAUCAACUUUCAAACCUUUAAAUAAACCAGUGAUAAAUCCUCUAAAAUCUUCAGAUUCUGCAUCGAGCUUAGGAAAAGGUUUGACAAGUCCUAGGUUAGAUGGAGUAAUACUAUCCCAAGGGAAAUCUAGUUCUGAUAACGUUGUGGUAGUUUAUCAGUUCGAAACUCAAGACGAAUCUCCAAAGCCCAUAAAAUCUCCAUUAAUCCCAGAUAUGGGUGUAAGGGAAAUGAUGGAGAGGAACAAGCAAGAUGAAAGGAGACGAUUAGAGUUGUCAAUGCAAAAGGAGCUGGAGAUCAUUCGAAUGGAGUUUACGGCUAAGGAGAAGAGAAUGCGAGCAGAGUUGCAAGAAGAGUUUAAAGAGGCAGAGGAGAAGUUUUUAAGUGACAAGAAAACGAGAUUAUCAGAUCAGGCUUUGAGACACCAAAGGGAAAUGGAGGAAGAAUUAACAGAAGCGGAGAAAAUUCAUAGGCAGGAAUUGCAGAAUAGGUUAAAGGAGUUAGAAAGGAAAUAUCUCAAUGACGCCGAUUCGGCUGCGAAACAACAUGAAAUCAAUAUAGCCACUUUGAGAGUCGAUUACGGAAACAAAUUCAGGGAAAUGAGGGAACAAUUAGAAAUAGAAAACGAACGCGCCCUAACAGAAGUCCAUACGCAACUGCAAAUGAAUCUCAACAGAGAGAGAUCGCGUAUGAUAGAAGAGAAUAGAGCAACUCUAGAAACUUUGAGAGAAGAGCAUACGAGUAGAGUUACUGAGUUGAGACAUGAUUAUAGGGCUGAGGUGGAACGUCUGAGAACACAGCACGGGUGUCACCUAGAGGAACUACGGGCUCGGUUGGCGGGCGAGAGGGCUGCAGCCGCUAGGAUACACGACGAUAGAUCCACGCACGAGAAAUACAAGUGCUUGAAGGAGAAAUACGCGAGGCUCAAACACGACGUUAAGAUGUCAAUCGAAAGGCGGAAUAAAAGACGCGAAAUGAGUAUGACAACGGGAUCCGAGACUGAAAAAUCUAAUUCUCACAAAGCUAACCAAUCGCUAGAAAGAUGUAAAGAACUAAAUGAAACGACAUCAGUUAGCGUGGUUAUAGAAGCGGAACCGACUAGAAUUAGGAACAACAAUCCAACUAUAAAGUUCAACGAUAACGAGACAUCGUACUCGGAAAGCAACGCCCCUAAAUCUGUUGACAAUAACAACGAUGAUUGGAAACUCAGAAGGGAUAAUACCUUACAAUCGGACACAUCACAAAUAUCAGCGUUGAAACAUCCACGUACGAAAAGGAAUAGUGUGGCCUUCAGAGAACCACCCAGGCGGAGGAGAGAAAGAGACAGAGACGGAGGUGCCACAACUGAUUGUCAAGAUUCUUCUGAUGCAACUACAGCUGAUGACAAACCAAAAGAGGCAAUCAACGGUCACGGCAGACGUAGGUGUUUUACAAGAUUAAAAUCUGCGUCCACAUCGCGUCUUAACUAUUCACCUAAGCGUGGCGAAGGUUGGUCCAGUCCAUUAGAAUCGUUAAGGCAACAGUUGCGCAAAUUAGAUGACUUAGAAGAUCAGUUUCCGGAUUUGGCGUGUCAACCGGCUUAUAGUUUACGAUAUCCAUUUUCUGAGUUAGGUGCGGUCGCCACAGCUGACACGCCCGAGCUAGAGUUUGUCCGUCACCGCGCGUUAGUAGAAAGGGAGGGGAUGCGUCGCGCUCAAGCCGUUCUCAAGCGGCGCAGGGCUGCACUGAGGGAGUCUAGGGCUUCGCUGUCACCGCACAGAGCACCUUCGGAGGAACGUGAGGCGACUGAGCUAGAGGUCGCGUUGCACCGGGCGCGCGCCCUGCUCGGUGAGAAGGAGAUUAGGCUGCGGCACAUCGAGCGCGCACUGCGAAGGCUCGCCGAUGCGCAUCCACCGCCUUUGAUACAGGAAGCAACUACAAGCGAAGCGUCAUCGGGUAGCGAAGCAGCGAACGAAGCGGAGACCGGUGGAGCGGUGCUUCGCUCGCUACGGGCCUUACACGCGGACGUGCGAGACAUAUGGAGAGCCUUGGACGCCAGGAAACUUAAUAACGUUUCACCAGAAACAAGUUCCUGUAAUAUGCCCACCACUUCCCAGACGAGGAUGACAUUGUCAGCUCCUGAACCCGUGAUGCAGGACAACUCAGACGGUGUGGCGGAAAGGGCCAAAGGUUUACGCGCCUGGCUCCAAACUGCACCGUAAUCACACCUAUCCAGUAUAUCCUAUUAAUAUUGUAACGAAAGGUAAUUUAAGGAUUCCACCUAUCAAAUUGCUUUGAGAUGAUAUCGCGUCAUUUUUCAAUAAUUUGAUUGGUUGGAUCCUACUUUGACGUAGGAUUUCAAAGUAAAAGAUACUUGACAAGUUUUGGAUAUUAACACGUGCUAUUUUUGAAUUUUAUUUAGAUAUGGGUUGGUUAUGGAUAUUCGUAAAUUGAAACUAUUGUGUAUUUUAAAGAAAUUAAAGGUUUAUUGUAAGUGUAAAUUUAUUAAAUGAUGUGAUCGUAAAUUCGGUACGUAAAGAAUUGUCGUCAAAAGGUUUGUGUUUGGCCGGCAUAAUUCCAAGAUGGCUCCGGUGGAAAUUCGAAAAAAGCUCGUUGAAAUCUAUAAAAACACGCGAAUAACUUCCCAGGUUAAAACUGCCAAUUGACUGUACGAGUAGUGAAAAUAAACAUUUAGGUGAUAAACUAGAUUUUUCUGGAAAAGUCUAUCGAGUCUUGUCCAUAAGUAAAUUGUAGUCAAUUGACUGAUCGUAUCGUAUCGUAACGCAUAUUAUACUGUAGUGUUUCUAGAAAUGAAAUUGUAUUUCUAGAAAUUAAUAUGUAAAACUUUAAUACUAGUCAACACGUGAUUUUUAGCUUAAUUAUUAUUAACUAUUAAUAAUUAUAAUGUAAUUCGAAUUCGUCUGUAUUUGUAGUAUCGUGAUAAUAGUUUCUAUUGAAUGAUAAAUGGUACAGACUUUUAAACGGUAUACUUACACUAACUAAUUCGGGUAAAUUUGCUCUUCAAGGGUAACUUUGUCAGUCAAUUUUA
This is a messenger RNA of Pararge aegeria (speckled wood butterfly), 5114 nucleotides long. RefSeq lists its product as uncharacterized. The coding region runs from base 109 to 4287 and encodes 1392 amino acids. The transcript is spliced from 22 exons. Lineage: Eukaryota; Metazoa; Arthropoda; Insecta; Lepidoptera; Nymphalidae. Gene Ontology annotation, molecular function: protein binding. The record is from RefSeq and is a predicted model, not a curated record.